Nanorana parkeri is the source of this 1236-nucleotide messenger RNA. It is a transcript of the gene NXPH3, whose product is annotated as neurexophilin 3. Gene Ontology annotation, molecular function: signaling receptor binding. The record is from RefSeq and is a predicted model, not a curated record. Bases 74 to 877 code for a protein of 267 amino acids. Lineage: Eukaryota; Metazoa; Chordata; Amphibia; Anura; Dicroglossidae. The transcript has 2 exons.
UGUGUCUUCACAGCAUACACAUGGAUGCUGAACGCAGGUGAGUGUACCAUACAAGACUCAGCCACUGAGCAAAAUGCAGCUGACACAAUGCUGUUUUAUAUUCCUCGUCCAAGGCAGCAUCUAUCUGGUAAUCUGCGGGCCGGAAGACUCCACUGGUGAUCCUGAUGAUGAAGACCAAUCAGAAAAUAAGCCUCAACCUAGACCACGAAUCCCUCGGAGAAAAGCUUCCUCCCCAGCCCGACCUCGUAGUUCCAACCCCUUAAACUCUACGGUCCUUCAACUUCUCUCUAACUCCCCUGAAUUUUGGGAUGUCUUGAACAGUCUUUCAGAUCUUGGUCACAAUCAAGAACCUCCAAUUCCAGCAAGGGUCCGACGUCAGUCUGUCCUUAGGUCAACCGGAAGAGCAAAGAAAGUCUUUGGUUGGGGGGACUUUUAUUCCAAUAUCAAGACUGUAAAGCUUAACCUCCUCAUUACCGGGAAAGUGGUAGACCAUGGGAAUGGCUCCUUCAGUGUCUUCUUCCUUCAUAACUCAACUGGCCAGGGAAAUGUGUCUGUCAGUCUUGUCCCACCGUCCAAAGUCCUUGAUUUUGAUCUGGAACAGCAGAUGUAUGCCGAAGCAAAGGAAUCAAAAAUCUUCAACUGCCGCGUGGAGUUUGAAAAAGUGGAUAAAGCAAUUAAGACAGGUCUGUGUCCUCAUGAUCCAUCAAAGACCUGCCAUCAGCAGCAAACUCGUAGCAAGGUCUCUUGGACAUGUUCACAACCUUUCAAGAUUGUUUGUGUGUAUGUCUCCUUUUACACCACAGAUUACAGACUAGUGCAAAAGGUCUGCCCUGACUAUAACUAUCACAGCAGCUCUCCAUACUCACCAUCAGGAUGAAUCGAAAUUCUAAGUGCUGGUAGCAAUGACAUAGCCUAGAUUGGCUAACUUUGGGUCUACCUUUUAUGGACUCCCUGUGCCUUGUUCUGGUCCAUUGUGGUGUGUGUACUUGUGGAGAAAGUGGAAAAAAAGAUGUGUAAGUGGUGUGCUGGAAAUCAACUUGAACAGCUUCAAUAUACACACAAUAUAACAGCUAUAUUGUUAUUCCCCCAUUGAUAUGAAUUAAUGUGUAAUCUCCCAGAAAACCUAUACAACAGAGUUGAAGACUCACAUCAGUUUUUACACUGAAAUAAUAAUUGGUUUCUUCUGUACUAGAACAGACGCAAGAUCUCCUGAUAGAAAGAGCUUUAGGUGGGCAU